Molecule: messenger RNA, 1544 nt
Organism: Gekko japonicus
Lineage: Eukaryota; Metazoa; Chordata; Lepidosauria; Squamata; Gekkonidae
Gene: SOWAHD
Product: sosondowah ankyrin repeat domain family member D
Exons: 1
Coding region: 1-1053 (350 amino acids)
Molecular function (GO): protein binding
Source: RefSeq, a predicted model, not a curated record
AUGGAGCUUGGUGGAGAGAGCGUCUCAGAGCGGCAAAGGGACGAGUGCUUGGAUAGACAGCAGGCAUCCCGGGAGUGCCAGAGGACAGGUGUGCCAGAGGACACCUCCCAACCUCGCCUGCAGGCGGCUGUGCCGGGCAGCCAGUCCCCCAGCCCCAGUGUCCGGGCCGGGAGCUUGAUUCUCCGCCGGGCACAGCUGUCCAACAGGAGCCUGAGCAGGGCCAGCAGACGUUCACAUAACUGGGCGACAGGAACGGACACGGCCAGGCUCUCUGUGGGCGGAGGCAGCACGAGGAGGAAAGGACUGAAGGAGAUCCUCCUGCAGAGCAGCGAGGCCAAGCCCGUGUGGCUGGCGGCUUUGUCGAAGGGAGAGGCCAAUGCCAGCAGCGUCCCCGAUGGGCGGCAAGGCCAGGAUCCUCUUCUGGAAGCCAACUUGGAGGACUUGUCGUUAGCUCUAGACCCGCUGGAGCACGAGUGGAUGCUGACCGUGGCCCAAGGGGAUGCGGGGAGUAUCCUCCGGUUGCUGGACCAGGAUCCCAGCCUGCUCUCCAGCACAGAUUUUGUGACCGGUUUCACCGUCCUCCACUGGUUGGCCAAGCACGGUCAUCAUGAGGACUUGAUAGAAGUCAUCACUUUUGCCGAGAAGCAGCAUUACCCGGUAGACGUCAACGUAUUCUCAGCUAGCGGCAGGCUGACUCCUCUCCACCUGGCUGCUCUUCAGGGACACGAGAUGGUCAUCAAGGUGCUGGUGGGGGCCUACGGGGCCAACACAAGCCUUCGGGACCACAAUGGCCGCCAAGCAUGGCAAUACCUCCGAGCAGACGCUCCAAGAGAGUUGAAGGAGCUUUUGGGGGCUUGCGAGGAAGACUUGGCCCUGCAAGGAGCGUUCAACACCAACAACAACUGUGUGUCAUCCAGACGCGGUAGGAGCAACGGGUUCAAAGGAGCCGGCGAGGGUGUUCAAGGGGAAGAGAACAGCCGCAGGCCCAUCACCAGACUGACCUCUUUAAGGAACUUGUUCCGGCAAGCCAUUGCAUUCUUCCAAGACCGGUAGACAUUUGCUCAGCAGCAGAGGCACUUGGGUCUGUUGACUGGGCAGAUUUUGACAGAAGCCAUCGUGAAAGGGUGGGGAUGCUGCGGGAGGAAGCCUGGGAGGUAGGUGAGGACCCACAGAGGUUAUCUGUAAGAUGCUGGCCUCAGGCAACCUGCCCAGACUUGCAGUUCGGCCUUAGGUAUGAGACGUCCAAGGUCUUGAAGAAAAUGAGGGAGCGAGUGGUAGUACCAGAUCUAGAGGGGCCAUCCUGCACUCUGCUAAAGACCAUCCAUAGGAAAGACUUGUGGGUAGAAAAUUUUAAAGACCAACUAACCUCUAAGUACUGAGCCAGGAAAAGAGAAAUUCCGCAACCUGGGUAAGCAAAUUUUACGAAUGUGUAUAGGUUUUCAUUUUGCCUAAUUUAUUCUGGCUUUAGGUAUGGCAAGGAGCAAUGCUGAGCAGAAAACCCCCACGCCUAAGCCCCUGGGGAUCUGGGGCAGGCACCCCUUCUG